AUGAAGGUAUUCAUCGCCGCCGCCCUCGUGGCCGUUGCCGCCGCUGCUCCUGCCAACAGCUACGUCCCGCAGCCGACGUACUCUCAUGGCCCGAGCUACCGCCAGCCGUCCUACAAGGAGCCGGACCACUACGACACGCCCUACCAGUUUGAUUACGCUGUCAACGACCACUACUCUGGUGCCGUCUUCUCCCAGAACGAGAACAGCGACGCCAAGAAUGUCGUGACCUACACUGGCGAGCCCCACUACGAGGAGCACAAGCCAAGCUACCACCUGGCCCCGGCCUACAAACCCGCUCGCUCUUAUGCCCCGGCCCCGGCCUACAAGCCUGCUCGCUCGUAUGCCCCUGCCCCGGCGUACAAGCCUGCUCGCUUUUAUGCCCCUGCGCCGGCCUACAAGACCAAGUACUAAACACCUAGUGCUUUCUGGUGUGUGAGAACCUAUUUAUAAUAUGCAGCGAAAUUGCUCU
Messenger RNA from Pollicipes pollicipes, 469 nucleotides. Its product is annotated as extensin-1-like. Lineage: Eukaryota; Metazoa; Arthropoda; Thecostraca; Pollicipedomorpha; Pollicipedidae. The transcript is spliced from 3 exons. The record is from RefSeq and is a predicted model, not a curated record. Bases 1 to 411 code for a protein of 136 amino acids.